UUCUGGUCUUCCAGAAAGCGGAAGUGAAUCUGUCACCUGACUUUAGCUUGUCAUUCACAGACACAGCAGAAAGGCAGAUUUAAGCUCUCUGAUCUACAUUUAAUUACCUACGCGAUGGCAGGACGGGGUAAAUUAAUCGCAGUUAUAGGGGAUGAAGACACGUGCACUGGUUUCCUUCUCGGAGGAAUCGGUGAGCUGAACAAAAACCGCAAACCGAAUUUCUUGGUGGUGGAGAAAGACACCAGUGUGACCGAGAUAGAAGAGACAUUUAAGAGUUUCCUGACUCGCAACGAUAUUGGUAUCAUCCUAAUCAACCAAUUCAUUGCUGAGAUGAUCCGGCAUGCAAUAGAUGCUCAUAUGCAGUCCAUCCCUGCUGUAUUGGAGAUCCCCUCUAAAGAGCAUCCUUAUGAUGCUUCCAAAGACUCAAUCCUACGCAGGGCUAAGGGCAUGUUCUCUGCUGAGGAUUUCCGAUAACUGUUCUAGCAUUGUCAAGCCACAGAAGCAUUGAAUGCAUUUAUAAAUAUAAAUGUUAAUGUUGAUGUUGUUCAUUGUCUCCCAUUUCCUUAUAUUUAAAAAAUACUUGAACUAAGAUUACUGAUUAAAAAAUGUGUGAUGUGUACUUUUGUGAUUUAUGAAGAACAAAUCUAGAUAUGUGUUGACUUAAUAAUCUCUAAAAUGGUCUCUGAGUUUUGUGAAUGUAAACUGAGUUUGUGUUAAUUAAAAAUGAAUAAAAAAAUCUAAAGUCUG
This is a messenger RNA of Tachysurus vachellii, 747 nucleotides long. It is a transcript of the gene atp6v1f, whose product is annotated as ATPase H+ transporting V1 subunit F. The coding region runs from base 115 to 474 and encodes 119 amino acids. Gene Ontology annotation, molecular function: proton-transporting ATPase activity, rotational mechanism. Gene Ontology annotation, biological process: proton transmembrane transport. NCBI's taxonomy places the organism in Eukaryota, Metazoa, Chordata, Actinopteri, Siluriformes, Bagridae. The transcript is spliced from 2 exons. Gene Ontology annotation, cellular component: proton-transporting V-type ATPase, V1 domain; membrane. The record is from RefSeq and is a predicted model, not a curated record.